CCCUUGACUUGCGCUCUCUGCUGGGAGCUGGGCUCUUUCUGGCAGUGGCAGGCAAGGAGGCACAGCUUCCUCAGAGCCACACAGCAGAAGGCUGGCUCUUCAGGGUGGUGGAGAAAAACACAGCGGGCUCCUGGUUGCCAUGUUGAAGGUAAAUCGGCUGAAAGUUCUCGUGAUGAUGGCCUUGCAAGCAGCACUGCUCGUCUGCUUCUCUCAGCUUCACACCUGGAACAACCCCGUGAAAGAGAAGCCAGCCCAGACGCACAUCCUCAUCCUCUCCUCUUGGAGGUCGGGGUCUUCCUUCGUGGGGCAGCUCUUCAGCCAGCACCCGGAUGUCUUCUACUUGAUGGAGCCAGCCUGGCAUGUGUGGGUGACCAUGCGCCACAACAGUGCCCGGGUGCUGCACAUGGUGGCACGAGACCUUGUCCGGUCAGUCUUCAAGUGUGACAUGUCAGUCUUCGAUGCUUACAUGUCUGAGCAGAGGAACCAAACGGCACUCUUCCAGUGGGAGGCCAGCCGGGCUCUGUGCUCUCCUCCUGCAUGUGACCUUUUCCAGCGCAGUGACAUCAUCUCCAAGCGUGCUUGCAAGACACUCUGUGGCAAGUACCCUUUUGUCAAGGUGGAAGAGGCCUGUAAAACCUACAGCCAUGUUGUCCUGAAGGAGGUCCGGUUCUUUAACCUCAAAGCACUCUAUUCUCUCCUCACCGACCCUUCCUUGAAUCUCAGAAUCCUCCACUUGGUCCGGGACCCCAGGGCUGUCUUUCGGUCCCGUGAGAACACGGCAGGCGAGCUGGCCCAGGACAGCCGCAUUGUGGUGGGGCAUGAAGGUGAUGGGAAAGAAGCAGAGCCUUACACGGUGAUGCGGGCGAUCUGUAAAAGCCACAUGGAGAUUUACACGGAAGGGAGCUGUUCCCUUCCCAGCUUCCUCCAGGGUCGCUACUUGCUGGUACGUUAUGAGGAUAUUGUCAGGGAUCCCCUGGCCAAGGCUGUUCAGCUGUACAGGUUUGCAGGGCUCCAGUUCACUCCCCACCUCCAGAGCUGGGUGCACAACAUCACCCACGGGCAGGGCCUGGGCACAGAGGCCUUUGACGUUGGCUCCAGGGAUGCAGUGAAUGUGGCACAGGCCUGGAGGAAGACCCUUCCUUAUCCCAAAGUGGCAAAGGUGCAGGAGGCAUGCAAGGGUGCCAUGGAGGUGCUGGGGUACAGGCUGGUAAGGUCUAAGGAAGAGCAGGAAGACAUGUCUCUGAGUCUUCUGCAUGCUCAGAAGUCCUUUGCCAAGCCGGGAGAAAAGCGGAGCUCAGAAGGUUCACCUCCAGCAUCAGGCAGUUGGAGCUUUCAGAACCAGGGCACGCUAUGGGCAAGUACCAAGCAGGUCAAAAGGUGAGUCCAGAGACUGUUCCUGGGCUGCAUGUGCUGUGCUGAAAAUAUUGCAGAUCACCCAGAAGUUCUGUGGGACCAGCUUUACUGUCCAGUUAUUCUCAAACCUACAAAACUGAAGUGUGCAAUUUCUGAAAUUUUUCAUAUUAAUGUGUUUAUACACAACACUGAAGUCAUUAUUCCAAGAUAAGUAAUGACAUCUGGGCACCACUGAAAAUAUCAAUUGGCAUGUACACUCCACGAUACAUUUCCUCCCA
This is a messenger RNA of Eublepharis macularius, 1631 nucleotides long. RefSeq names its product carbohydrate sulfotransferase 4 (gene CHST4). The record is from RefSeq and is a predicted model, not a curated record. The coding region runs from base 140 to 1381 and encodes 413 amino acids. Gene Ontology annotation, cellular component: Golgi membrane. Gene Ontology annotation, molecular function: N-acetylglucosamine 6-O-sulfotransferase activity. The transcript has 2 exons. NCBI's taxonomy places the organism in Eukaryota, Metazoa, Chordata, Lepidosauria, Squamata, Eublepharidae. Gene Ontology annotation, biological process: N-acetylglucosamine metabolic process; carbohydrate metabolic process; keratan sulfate proteoglycan biosynthetic process.